Messenger RNA from Lasiosphaeria miniovina, 1288 nucleotides. RefSeq lists its product as uncharacterized. Bases 251 to 1288 code for a protein of 345 amino acids. The transcript is spliced from 4 exons. The record is from RefSeq and is a predicted model, not a curated record. Gene Ontology annotation, molecular function: oxidoreductase activity. Lineage: Eukaryota; Fungi; Ascomycota; Sordariomycetes; Sordariales; Lasiosphaeriaceae.
UCCAGGAAAACCUCUUGGCAUUGCAACAAUGCAGGGAAAUCAGCAGAGACUGCCUGCCGAGAACCGACCACGGUGGCUGGGCUGAAUUCAGUGAACAGAUGGCACCAUUCCAGCUGGGAAGGUGUCUAUAUAUGGACAGACUCCCACGUUCGCCCACUGCAAAACCUUUGGAAGCCCUUUGGCCUCCGAACUGCCCAACAGUUGCCCCUGCCUGUAAUAUUGCGAGAGAAAGGCAAGCAAGUGGUUCAGAAUGCUCCAGUCCCUUCCUUGCAUUGCGGCGCUCUUCGUAGGAUCCGCCCUGGCAGGCGCCUACCCUCCAGAUGCUGUCGACAAGCUAGCCGAGGAGAGCAUGUCAAAGCUGAAGGACUACCUAGCAAAGAAUCCCCAGGGUGGAUGCACGUUGGAGACGGCCGUAAAGCGCAAAGAAUGGAGCGACCUCGCGGAUAAAGAACGACAAGAAUACACAUCCGCCGUCUUGUGCUUGAUGGGCAAGCCCGGGCUGAUGACUGCCCAAGCUCCGGGAGCGAAGAGCAGAUUCGAUGACUAUGUUGCCGUCCACAUCCAGCAAACGCCAAGGAACCAUGGCUCUGACCCAGCCAACUCGCCCCUGUUCAACGGCAACGAGUCGAGCAUGAGCGGGAAUGGUGCGAAGGUCGCUCACCAAGGAAUUCCCAUCCCCGGCGCACCAAGGCCGUACAAUCUGAUUCCUGCAGCCGACGGUGGAGGCUGCGUGACGACGGGGCCGUUCAAGAACAUGUCCGUCAAUCUCGGGCCAAUUGCGCCGACCCUCCAAGUCAAGGCGAACCCGCGGUCGGACGGGCUCGGAUACAACCCGCGGUGCCUGCGGCGCGACGUCAACAAGAACUCGGCGGCGGUCACGACGGCGAACUACACCCUCGACCUCAUCACAAAGAACAACAAUGUGUACUGGUUCCAGACGGUCAUGGAGGGCCAGUUCCCGCAGGGCAAAUGGGGCGUGCAUGCCGGCGGGCACUACACGGUAGGCGGCGAUCCGGCAGGCGAUUUCUACGUCUCCCCCGGAGAUCCGGCGUUCUGGUUGCACCACGCCAUGAUCGACCGCGUGUGGUGGAUUUGGCAGCUGCAGGACCUCGCCAAGCGCCUCACCGAGGUCAGCAUGACGCGAACCAUGAACAACAUGCCGCCAAGCGCCAACGGGACGCUGGAUGACCUCAGCAACCUGGGUGUCAUGGCGCCUGAUGUCAAAGUCCGCGAGCUGAUGACCACUAUGGGUGGGCUGGGAGGCAAGCUCUGUUACAUUUACGUCUGA